GCAGCAGCUCUGCUCGGAGCGGACAGGGAGGGAGCGCACACAAGAAAAAAAAGUCACUUUUGGCCUUUUCCCCUUCUCUUAAAUCUAAUUCUGUCGAGGGGAACAACUUUAGAGAGCCCGAAUUGACCCUGGUUUCAUCGUCAGAAGAGCCGUCGACGGGAUCGGAUUCACGGAUUCAACAGGUGUGAGCGGAGAGGAAGUGCAGAGCAGCAAUCAUGGUUGCCCUGUCGUUAAAGAUCGGUGUGGGCAACGUGGUGAAAACCAUGCAGUUUGAGCCGUCCACCAUGGUCUAUGACGCCUGCCGCAUCAUCAGGGAGAGGGUCCCCGAGGCACAGCUGGGCCAGCCCAACGACUAUGGACUGUUUCUGUCUGAUGAAGACCCAAAGAAAGGCAUCUGGCUGGAGGCGGGAAAAGCCUUGGACUACUACAUGCUCAGGAACGGGGACACGUUGGACUACAAGAAGAAGCAGAGGCCUCUGAAGAUCCGCAUGCUGGACGGCACAGUGAAGACCGUCAUGGUGGACGACUCCAAGAUCGUCAGCGACAUGCUCAUGACCAUCUGCGCCAGGAUAGGCAUAACAAACUAUGACGAAUACUCGCUGGUGCGAGACAUCGGCGAGGAGAAGAAGGAGGAAAUCACAGGCACGCUGAAAAGAGACAAGACUCUUCUAAGAGACGACAAGAAGAUGGAGAAGCUGAAGCAGAAGCUUCACACAGACGACGAGUUGAACUGGUUGGAUCACGGGCGGACGCUGAGGGAGCAGGGGGUGGAGGAGACAGAGAUGCUGCUGCUCAGGAGGAAGUUCUUCUACUCGGACCAGAACGUGGACUCCAGAGACCCCGUCCAGCUCAACUUGCUUUAUGUUCAGGCCCGUGACGACAUCUUGAACGGAUCUCACCCCGUCUCCUUCGACAAGGCCUGCGAGUUUGCAGGCUAUCAGUGUCAGAUUCAGUUCGGUGACCACAACGAGUCCAAGCACAAGCCUGGAUUUCUGGAUUUGAAGGAGUUCCUUCCAAAAGAGUACAUCAAGCACAAAGGAGAGAAAAAGAUCUUCCAGGCACAUAAAAACUGUCAGAACAUGACGGAGAUCGAGGCCAAAGUGAGUUACGUGAAGCUGGCCAGGUCCCUGAAGACGUACGGCGUGUCGUUCUUCCUGGUCAAGGAGAAGAUGAAGGGGAAGAACAAGCUGGUGCCUCGUCUGCUCGGCAUCACCAAGGAGAGUGUAAUGAGGGUGGAUGAGAAGACCAAGGAGGUGAUCCAGGAGUGGAACCUGACCAACAUCAAACGCUGGGCGGCUUCGCCCAAGAGCUUCACCCUGGACUUUGGAGACUACCAGGACGGGUACUACUCCGUGCAGACCACUGAGGGAGAGCAGAUCGCUCAGCUGAUCGCCGGCUACAUCGACAUCAUCCUGAAAAAGAAAAAGAGCAAAGACCAUUUUGGCCUGGAGGGGGAUGAGGAGUCCACCAUGCUGGAAGACUCGGUUUCUCCUAAGAAGUCCACUGUCCUGCAGCAGCAGUUCAACAAGGUGGGGAAGGUGGAGACCGGCUCGGUCGCCCUGCCGGCCAUCAUGCGCUCUGGAGCCGGAGGUCCGGAGAGCUUCCAGAUGGGCUCCAUGCCUCAGGCCAAGCAGCACAUCACCAGCGGACAGAUGCACAGAGGACACAUGCCUCCGCUGACUUCAGCGCAGCAGGCCCUGACUGGAACCAUCAACUCCAGCAUGCAGGCGGUCCAGGCGGCCCAGGCCUCUCUGGACGACUUCGACACCCUGCCCCCGUUAGGGACGGACGCCGCAUCUCAAGCGUGGCGCAAAAACAAGAUGGACGAGUCCAAGCACGAGAUCCAUUCUCAGGUGGACGCCAUCACCGCUGGCACGGCCUCCAUGGUCAACCUCACCGCAGGAGAUCCGGCGGAGACGGACUACACCGCCGUAGGCUGCGCCGUCACCACAAUCUCCUCCAACCUGACGGAGAUGUCGAAGGGUGUUAAACUUCUGGCGGCGCUGAUGGAGGACGAGGGAGCGAAUGGGCAGCAGCUGUUGUGUGCCGCCAAGAACCUGGCAUGCGCCGUCUCCGACAUGCUGAAGACGGCGCAGCCCGCAAACACAGAGCCGCGCCAGAACCUGCUGCAGGCUGCAGGGAAUGUGGGCCAGGCCAGCGGAGAGCUGCUGUCUCACAUCGGAGAGACCGACACCGACCCACAGUUCCAGGAUAUGCUGAUGCAGCUGGCCAAAGCCGUGGCCAACGCCGCCGCAGCGCUGGUGCUCAAAGCCAAGAAUGUGGCCCAGAAGACAGAGGACUCGGCCCAGCAGAACCGUGUGAUUGCGGCGGCCACCCAGUGCGCUCUUUCCACGUCGCAGCUGGUGGCGUGCACCAGGGUGGUGGCUCCAACCAUCAGCUCCCCGGUGUGCCAGGAGCAGCUGAUAGAGGCGGGCAAGCUGGUUGCUAAGUCGGUGGAAGGCUGCGUGGACGCGUCACAGCUGGCCACCAACGACGAGGGCCUCCUCAAGCAGGUGGGCGUGGCCGCCACGGGCGUCACGCAGGCCCUCAACGAGCUGCUGCAGCACAUCAAGCAGUACGCCAGCGGAGGCCAUCCCAUCGGACGGCACGGCGAAGCCACCGACCGCAUCCUGGACGUCACUGAAAACAUCUUCAGCUCCAUGGGGGAUGCUGGUGAGAUGGUUCGCCAAGCUCGUAUCCUCGCCCAGGCGACCUCUGACCUGGUCAACGCCAUCAAGAUGGACGCCGAGGGAGAAUCCGACCUGGAGAACUCCCGCAAGCUCCUCUCUGCCGCCAAGCUGUUGGCUGACGCCACCGCCAAGAUGGUGGAGGCUGCCAAGGGUGCAGCUGCAAACCCCGACAGCGAAGAACAGCAGCAGAAGCUGCGCGAGGCCGCCGAGGGUCUCCGCAUGGCCACCAACGCCGCCGCCCAGAACGCCAUCAAGAAACGGCUGGUCAACAAGCUGGAGAACGCAGCCAAACAAGCCGCCGCUGCAGCCACUCAGACCAUUGCUGCUGCCCAGCAUGCCGCCUCCACCAACAAGAACCAAGCGGCGCAGCAGCAGCUCGUCCAAAGCUGCAAGGUGGUGGCAGAGCAGAUCCCUCAGCUGGUCCAGGGCGUCCGGGGAAGCCAGUCUCAGCCUGACAGCCCCAGUGCCCAGCUGGCCCUCAUUAAUGCCAGCCAGAACUUCCUGCAGCCAGGUACAAAGAUGGUGACGGCGGCUAAAGCCACGGUUCCCACCAUCAGUGACCAGGCGUCGGCCAUGCAGCUCAGCCAGUGUGCCAAAAACCUGGCCAGUGCGCUGGCAGAGCUGCGCGCCGCCUCUCAGAAGGCUCAGGAUGCUUGUGGUCAGCUGGAGAUAGACAGCGCUCUGACGACGGUGCGAGACCUGGAGAAAGACAUCCAAGAGGCCAAAGCUUCUGCUGAGGCUGGCAAGCUGAGGCCCCUCCCCGGAGAGACGCUGGAGAAGUGCUCCCAGGAGCUGGGAACCAGCACCAAGGCCGUGACCUCCAGCAUCGCUCAGCUGCUGAGUGAAGCCACGCAGGGGAAUGAGAACUACAUAGGUAUAUCAGCCAGAGAUAUGGCCCAGACGCUCAAGUCCCUGGCUUCUGCCGCCAGAGGAGUCGCCGCCACCACCCAGGACCCGGCAGCGCGCUCCGCUAUUCUGGACUGCGCCGGUGACGUCAUGGACAAAUCUGCCAACCUGAUCGAAGAAGCCAAGAGAGCCAUCGCAAAACCUGGAGAUGCAGAGAGCCAACAGAGGCUUGCCCAGGUGGCUAAGGCCGUGUCUCAGGCUCUGAACCGGUGUGUUAACUGCCUUCCCGGCCAGAGGGAUGUGGACAACGCCAUCCGUACUGUGGGCGAAGCCAGCAAAAGCCUCCUGGCUGAUUCUUUCCCGUCCAGUGGGAGGAGUUUCCAGGAGGUCCAGGCUCAGCUCAACCAGGUGGCAGCUGGUCUGAACCAGUCAGCCAAUGAGGUGGUCCAGUCGUCCAGAGGGACCACUCAGGACUUAGCCAGGGCCACCAGCAAGUUCGGGCAGGACUUCAGCAACUUCCUGGAGGCUGGUGUGGACAUGGCGGGGACUUCCCAUUCCAAAGAGGACCAGACACAGGUGGUGUCCAACCUGAAGACCAUCUCCAUGUCGUCCAGCAAGCUGCUGCUGGCGGCCAAGGCCCUUUCCACCGACCCCGGCUCCCCCAACCUGAAGAAUCAGCUGGCGGCAGCUGCUCGGGCCGUCACAGACAGCAUCAACCAGCUCAUCACCAUGUGCACUCAGCAGGCUCCGGGCCAGAAGGAGUGUGACAACGCUCUCCGAGAGCUGGAGUCGGUGCGGGGGAUGCUGGAAAACCCAACAGAAGCGGUGAACGAGCUGUCCUUCUUCGAGUGCAUCGACAGUGUCAUGGAGAACUCAAAGGUUCUCGGCGAGUCCAUGGCUGGCAUUUCCCACAAUGCCAAGAACUCCAACCUGCCCGAGUUUGGUGAUUCAGUCAGUGCUGCAUCCAAAGCCCUGUGUGGCCUCACUGAAGCAGCUACACAGGGUGCUUAUCUGGUGGGCGUAUCGGACCCCAACAGUACAGCUGGUCAGAAGGGCCUGGUGGACCCGACUCAGUUUGCCCGGGCCAAUCAGGCUAUUCAGAUGGCCUGUCAGAACCUGGUGGACCCGGCCUGCACCCAGUCUCAGGUGCUCUCUGCAGCCACCAUCGUGGCCAAAUACACCUCUGCGCUGUGCAACGCCUGCCGCCUGGCUUCCUCCAGGACUCCUAACGCCGUCGCCAAGCGACAGUUUGUACAGUCAGCCAAAGAGGUGGCCAACACCACCGCCAACCUGGUCAAGUCCAUCAAGGCUUUAGAUGGAUCCUUUAACCAGGAGAACAGGGAGAAAUGCAAGGAAGCAACCGGUCCUCUGAUAGAAGCUGUGGACAACCUGACGGCGUUCGCCUCCAACCCGGAGUUCGCCAGCAUCCCUGCUCAGAUCAGUCCUGAGGGCCUGGCUGCCAUGGAGCCCAUCGUGGCGGCAGCAAAGACAAUGCUGGAGAGCUCGACGGGUCUGAUUCAGACGGCCCGCUCUCUGGCCGUCAACCCCAAAGACCCGCCCAAGUGGUCGGUGCUGGCGGGACACUCCAGGACCGUGUCCGACUCCAUCAAGAAGCUCAUCACCAACAUGAGAGAGAAAGCUCCUGGUCAGCGAGAAUGUGACGAGGCUAUUGAGGUGUUGAACGGCUGCAUCCGGGAAGUGGACCAGGCCUCUCUCGCUGCCAUAAGCCAGCAGCUAACGCCCCGAGAAGACAUUUCUAUGGAGACUCUUCAUGAGCAGAUGGCCGGCUCGGUUCAUGAGAUCAGUAACUUGAUUGAUCCUGUCGCCGUGGCUGCUCGAUCUGAGGCCUCGCAGCUCGGACACAAGGUCUCGCAGAUGGCCAGUUACUUUGAGCCGCUCAUCAUGGCAGCCAUCGGAACAGCGUCCAAGAUCCUGAGCAGCCAGCAGCAGAUGGCCGUCCUGGACCAGACCAAGACGCUGGCGGAGUCCGCCCUGCAGAUGCUCUACACGGCCAAGGAGGCCGGAGGAAACCCCAAGGCAGCACACAUGCAGGACGCCCUGGAAGAGUCGGUCCAGAUGAUGAAGGAGGCGGUGGACGACCUGGGCGCCACGCUGGCCGACUCGGCCAGCGCAGCAGGUGCAGUGGGAGGGAUGGUGGACUCCAUCAACGAUGCCAUCAACAAAAUGGAAGAUGCACCUGAACUGGAGUUUGAGGGCACCUUUGUGGACUACCAGACUACUAUGGUGAAGACGGCCAAGGCCAUCGCCGUCACUGUGCAGGAGAUGGUGACCAAGUCGAACACCAACCCAGACGACCUUGGAGGACUGGCCAACCAGCUCACCAACAACUUUGGAAAUCUGGCAAAUGAGGCCAAAUAUGCAGCUCUUACGGCAGAGAAUGAUGAAAUCGGUUCCCACAUUAAGAAGCAGGUGGGCGAGUUGGGCUUCACCUGCACAGGUUUGGUGACCAAAGCUGGAGCUCUGCAGUGCAACCCCAACGACUCCUUUACGAAGAAAGAGCUGAUUGAAAGUGCUCGCAAAGUCUCUGAGAAGGUCUCCCACGUGUUGGCGUCCCUGCAGGCCGGUAACCGUGGCACCCAGGCGUGCAUCACCGCGGCCAGCGCUGUGUCAGGAAUCAUUGCAGACCUCGACACGACCAUCAUGUUUGCCACUGCCGGCACUCUGAACCGAGAAAACGCAGAGACCUUUGCUGACCACAGAGAAUGUAUUCUAAAGACGGCCAAAGCCUUAGUGGAGGACACAAAGUUACUGGUCUCCGGUGCCGGAGCCAGUCAGGAGAAACUGGCCCAGGCCGCCCAGUCGUCAGUCACCACCAUCACCAAACUGGCAGAGGUGGUGAAACAAGGAGCCGCCAGCCUGGGCUCUGAAGACCCGGAGACCCAGGUGGUCUUGAUCAAUGCAGUGAAGGACGUGGCCAAAGCUCUGGGCAACCUCAUCAGCGCCACGAAGGCAGCAGCAGGAAAACCGCACGACGACCCCAGCAUGCUCCAGCUGAAGAGCUCGGCUAAGGUGAUGGUGACCAACGUAACGUCUCUGCUGAAGACCGUGAAGGCAGUGGAGGAUGAAGCCACGAAAGGCACCAGGGCAUUGGAGGCCACUAUUGAGCACAUCAAGCAGGAGCUGACUGUGUUCUGUAGUUCUGACCCGCCAUCAAAAACAACCACACCGGAGGAGUUCAUCCGCACGACUAAAGGGAUCACCAUGGCAACAGCCAAAGCCGUGGCUGCUGGGAACUCUUGUCGUCAGGAGGAUAUCAUUGCCACAGCCAACCUGAGCAGAAGAGCCAUCGCCGACAUGCUGCACUCCUGCAAACAAGCUGCGUACCACCCGGAGGUCAGCCCUGAGGUUCAGAUGCGAGCGCUGCGCUACGGCAAUGAAUGUGCUUCUGGAUACCUGGGACUGCUGGAGCACGUGCUGGUGAUCAUCCAGAAACCCACUCAUGAUCUGAAGCAGCAGUUGGCCACCUACUCCAAGCGUGUGGCGGGCAGCGUCACCGAGCUCAUCCAGGCUGCCGAGGCUAUGAAAGGCACGGAGUGGGUGGACCCGGAGGAUCCGACUGUCAUCGCAGAGAAUGAGCUGCUGGGAGCGGCGGCGGCCAUUGAAGCAGCUGCCAAGAAACUGGAGCAGCUGAGGCCGAGGACCAAACCCAAGGAGGCGGAUGAGAGCUUGAACUUUGAGGAGCAGAUUCUGGAGGCUGCCAAGUCCAUCGCAGCUGCCACAAGCGCUCUGGUCAAAGCUGCUUCAGCGGCCCAGAGGGAGCUGGUGGCUCAGGGGAAGGUUGGAGCGAUCCCGGCCAACGCGGUGGAUGAUGGACAGUGGUCUCAAGGCCUCAUUUCAGCCGCUCGGAUGGUUGCGGCAGCGACCAACAACCUGUGCGAAGCGGCCAACUCUGCGGUGCAGGGACACGCCAGCGAGGAGAAGCUCAUCUCGUCUGCCAAGCAGGUGGCGGCCUCCACCGCUCAGCUGUUGGUGGCCUGCAAGGUCAAGGCUGACCACGACUCCCAGACCAUGAAGAGGCUCCAGGCUGCUGGGAACGCUGUGAAGAGAGCCUCUGACAACCUGGUGAAAGCAGCCCAGAAGGCAGCGUUCGACGCCCAGGACGACCAGGCCGUGGUGGUCAAGAGUAAGAUGGUGGGAGGCAUCGCGCAGAUCAUUGCCGCUCAGGAGGAGAUGCUGCGGAAAGAAAGGGAGCUGGAAGAGGCCAGGAAGAAGCUGGCCAUGAUCAGACAGCAACAGUACAAGUUCCUCCCGUCGGAGCUGCGAGAGGACGGCCAGGAACAGUGAGGGCGUGGAAGCCCCCGCUAACACAAGCGUUGGUGACGCAGUGAUCCUGGGGAUGCUCAGGACGUCUCCCAGCGCUGGUUGGGAAGACACAAUGCCUUUUAUCUUCUGUGUUUCAUUUUCAAAGUAAAAAAUUAUAACAUUGCCAGUGACAUGAAUUCUGCUAAUACUAAGAUACAUGCCUUCAAGUACUUAUUAAGUUAAACGUGCUUUUGAUAAUAUAUGUAGGUAUACUUUCCAGUAUUUUUUUCCUUUUCCAUGUACGUCUGUGAUGCUCGCCUUCGCCACCCCACCCUGACUGUUACAUCUCAGCGAAAAGGCAGCAUGACAGCGAUUUAUGCUUCAGCGCCAAUCAUUCAUAAUCUAUGCACAUUUUCUAUAUGUUUAUUCUUUUUAUUUUAUUUUCAAAGAGCCUCGUAUGUGGUCGUCGGUCCUGGGGGGGGUCGCUGGUCUCGGGACGGGACUGUGAUCAGCUUGUUGACUAUCAUUGUACAAAGCUGAAAAUAAACAGCAUAAUGAAAUGAUGGUAUUUUAAAGUUUAGAUUUGGAGGGGGGGGGUGCUCAGUAUUUUUUAAAGAAUGAACUAUGAACUAUAUUAAAAAGCUGUCUAGAUUUGUGUUGGUAUUUAGAUCUUCAUUACAUUAGGGGACAUUUGUCUGAUGAUUAUCAAGCCAUAUAUUUAAUGUCAAAGUAUUUGACAUGUGUGACUGUAUCUGGCUGCUCUGUGUUUGAGUCACUCCAGUAACUUUGUACUUAAAUGAGUUUCUGAUGCAGAGCCAUUUAUUUUUGGUAAAUUCCUGAUCAGAGGUGUGUUUUAUCUAACUAGUGCGUUCCUCUCCGGGAGGACGAGCACAAUAGGCCUCGCGGUCGCUCACUCCAAAAGCAGAUAAGCAUUGUGUUUUCGGUUGUUUCCAUUUUGCCUUUGGGGUGAAAUCCCUUCAUCACUCGGCUCAUAACGGUGUCCAGGAAACGACUGUCAUCCUUCAUGGACUUCACAUCACAUGUUGACUAUAUAACGCUGGUGCACAAUACUACCACCUGACGGGCACUGUAAUAGAGAUUUAUAUACAAUAAAGGCAGUUUUCACUGAAAUUAAA
Cololabis saira (Pacific saury) is the source of this 8935-nucleotide messenger RNA. RefSeq names its product talin 1 (gene tln1). Gene Ontology annotation, biological process: platelet aggregation. Gene Ontology annotation, cellular component: focal adhesion; ruffle; plasma membrane. NCBI's taxonomy places the organism in Eukaryota, Metazoa, Chordata, Actinopteri, Beloniformes, Belonidae. The record is from RefSeq and is a predicted model, not a curated record. Gene Ontology annotation, molecular function: integrin binding; structural constituent of cytoskeleton; actin filament binding.